CGAGUGUUCAUCGGGUUUUUUUCCCGUUGUCCGUUUUGUUGAUGCACGCUCUUAGCAACUAGCACUGCAUCACAUUCGACAUGGAUCCGGGGCGCUCUCCGCGCAGCGAGGCAAGCUUGAUCUCCAAAGAAGGCAAAUAUUUACAGGGCUCUUCAUCGGAGAUGAGCUCAACCGCAUCGCCUAGUUCGGGGUUGUCCAAAAAGAAUUCCGCCAUCCCUAUGGAACAGCAAGUCUCGGACGAAGAUGCCAUCCAACAGGAACCGUCUCUUCAGAGAGAGCUCACAGAACAGGACAUCGCUCGCGUCCUUUCUCAACGACGUAGCACUGGGUCUGCCUCUGGGGGCGGGGGAGCUGAAGAUACGGCCCAGAUAGCGAGACUGGUGUCUCGGAUGUUCGGACAAGAAAGGAAGGCCAACACAGAAGAGGAAAAGACAAGACACCUUGGCGUGGUGUGGAAGAAUUUGACUGUCAAAGGUGUUGGACUGGGGGCCGCCCUCCAACCCACGGUUACGGACAUCGUCUUGGCCCUACCGAGGUUAAUCAAAGGCAUUCUGACAGGAGGAAGGAAGGGCACACCACUGCGGACCAUCCUGGAUGAUUUCAAUGGCUGUGUACGACCCGGGGAGAUGCUGUUGGUCCUGGGUCGUCCAGGGUCCGGGUGCUCUACAUUCUUAAAAGUAAUCGGGAACCAACGAUCGGGAUACAAAAGCGUUGAAGGUGAUGUUCGCUAUGGAGGAGCAGAUGCCGAAACCAUGGCAGACAAAUAUCGGUCGGAAGUGUUGUACAAUCCUGAAGACGACCUCCACUACCCAACGCUCACCGUUCGCGACACUCUGAUGUUUGCUCUCAAAACAAGGACACCAGAUAAAUCAGCAAGACUGCCCGGUGAAAGCAGAAAGCACUACCAGGAGACAUUCCUAUCGACAAUCGCCAAGCUGUUCUGGAUAGAGCAUGCACUUGGGACCAAGGUCGGCAACGAACUCAUUCGUGGAGUUUCUGGAGGAGAAAAGAAGCGAGUGUCCAUUGGCGAGGCUCUAAUUACGAGGGCCAGCACUCAAUGCUGGGACAAUUCCACCAAAGGUCUCGAUGCAAGUACGGCUUUGGAGUACGUGCAAAGCUUGAGGAGUUCAACCGACAUGGCACAUGCCUCCACACUGGUGGCUCUCUACCAAGCCUCGGAAAAUCUCUACAAUCUCUUCGACAAAGUCAUCCUGAUCGAGGACGGGAAAUGUGCUUACUACGGACGCACUGAGAAUGCAAAGGCCUACUUCGAGCGUCUGGGAUUUGAGUGCCCUCCUCGAUGGACAACGCCGGAUUUCUUGACCUCCGUCAGUGACCCAUUUGCACGGCGUGUCAAGCAAGGAUGGGAAGACCGGGUUCCUCGUUCGGGUGAAGACUUUCAAAAAGCAUAUCAGAAGAGCGACAUCUAUAAGUCUGCCAAGGCAGAUACUGAUGACUUUGAAAGAGAAAUUGAAUCCCAGAAGGAGAUGCGAGAACAAGCCAGGGAAAAGCUUGCAAAGCAAAACUACACCGUUUCGUUCUACAAGCAGGUCGUCAUACUAACCCAACGGCAAUUUCUCAUUAUGUAUGGUGAUAAGCAGACGCUGAUUGGGAAAUGGGCGAUGCUCACGUUCCAGGCACUCAUUAUCGGAAGUCUCUUCUACAACCUACCCCCCACUAGUGCCGGCGUCUUUACAAGAGGUGGUGUCAUGUUCUACGUACUCUUGUUCAACGCUUUACUUGCCAUGGCGGAGCUCACAUCCCUCUUCUGGAGCCGACCUAUUAUGUUGAAACAUAAGAGUUUCUCAUUCUACCGUCCAUCGGCAUAUGCUUUAGCGCAAGUGGCCGUCGAUGCACCUAUUGUAUUCAUUCAAGUCACCAUUUUCGAGCUGAUUGUAUACUUCAUGUCUAAUCUUUCGAGGACCCCAUCUCAAUUCUUCAUCAACUUUCUUUUCGUUUUCAUACUUACCAUGACAAUGUACUCUUUCUUCCGGACUAUCGGAGCACUGAGUGCGUCGCUUGACGUUGCCACACGUAUAACCGGAGUUUCGGUUCAGGCACUGAUAGUGUACACCGGCUACCUUAUUCCCCCAUGGAAGAUGCAUCCUUGGCUUAAAUGGUUGAUAUGGAUCAAUCCGUUACAGUACGCUUUUGAAGCGAUCAUGUCAAACGAAUUCUACAAUCUAGACAUUCAAUGUGUCGCACCAUCCAUCUUCCCCGAUGGCCCCAACGCGCAGCCUGGCAACCAAGUCUGUGCGAUUCAAGGGAGCACUCCGGAUCAGCUGGUUGUUCAAGGAUCCAACUAUAUCAAUUCUGCUUUCACGUACAGUCGAUCACAUCUGUGGCGAAAUUUCGGCAUUGUCAUAGCUUGGUUUAUCCUCUUCAUGUCUUUGACAAUGCUAGGAAUGGAGCUUCAGAAGCCUAACAAGGGAGGCAGCACGGUUACUAUCUUCAAAAAGGGCGAAGCGCCAAAGGCUAUCGAGGAGGCUGUCAAACACAAGGAGCUUCCAGGAGAUGUAGAAGCGGGAAGAAUUGAGACAGGAACCAAUAAUGAGUUCCAAGAGAAGGAUUCAGACAACUCCGGCAGUGAUGUGCAUGGGAUCGCGCGAAGCACAUCGAUCUUUACCUGGCAGGGGGUGAACUACACGAUUCCUUACAAGGGUGGGCAGAGAAAGCUACUACAGGACGUGCAAGGAUAUGUCAAGCCAGGUCGACUUACGGCACUGAUGGGAGCUUCUGGGGCUGGAAAAACUACGCUUCUCAAUACUUUGGCACAGAGGAUCGAUUUCGGGGUGAUAUCUGGGACCUUUCUUGUUGACGGGAAACCUCUCCCGAAGAGCUUUCAGAGGGCGACCGGUUUUGCUGAGCAGAUGGACAUUCAUGAGCCUACCGCAACUGUGAGGGAAUCGCUCCAGUUUUCGGCACUCCUUCGUCAGCCGAAAGAAGUUUCUGUCCAAGAAAAGUAUGACUACUGUGAAAAGAUUAUUGAUCUGUUAGAGAUGCGGCCAAUUGCAGGGGCUAUAGUCGGCUCUGGAGGCGCUGGUUUGAAUGCAGAACAACGCAAACGACUUACAAUUGCAGUGGAACUGGCAAGUAAGCCCCAGUUACUGCUUUUCCUAGAUGAGCCGACAUCUGGACUGGACUCUUUGGCCGCUUACAAUAUCGUACGAUUUCUUCGACGCCUUGCCGACGCUGGACAGGCCAUUCUGUGCACCAUUCAUCAGCCUUCUGCCGUUCUUUUCGAGCAGUUUGAUGAGCUGCUGUUGUUGCAGAGCGGAGGAAGAGUUGUCUACAACAGUGAGCUCGGCACGGACUCGAAGAAGCUUAUUGAGUACUUUGAGCAAAAUGGAGCUAGAAAAUGCUCCCCUCAUGAGAAUCCCGCAGAGUAUAUGCUCGAGGUUAUCGGCGCUGGUAACCCAGACUACAAAGGGCAGGAUUGGGGCGAUGUCUGGGCCAGAUCUGCGCAGCACAGGCAGCUGUCACAAGAUAUCGAGAAUCUCAUUCAGGAACGACGCAACAAGGAAGUCGAAGAAGGAAAGGAUGACAAUCGCGAGUAUGCAAUGCCCAUCUGGGUGCAAGUCCUGACUGUUACCAAACGAAGUUUCAUCGCGUACUGGCGAACACCCCCAUACGUCAUGGGCAAAGUCUUGCUCCACAUAUUCACUGGACUCUUCAAUACGUUUACUUUCUGGCACCUAGGGAACAGUUACAUCGACAUGCAGUCGCGGAUGUUCUCCAUCUUCAUGACACUCACAAUAGCGCCACCUCUAAUCCAGCAGCUGCAGCCACGAUUUCUCCAUUUCCGCGAUCUGUAUCAGUCGCGGGAAGCUAAUUCCAAGAUAUACUCAUGGGUUGCGUUUGUGGCGAGCGCCAUUCUUCCAGAAUUGCCAUAUUCGGUCGUUGCAGGAUCCAUCUACUUCAAUUGCUGGUAUUGGGGUGUCUGGUUCCCACGGGAUUCAUUCCGAUCUGGCUUUAUCUGGAUGUUCCUCAUGCUUUUCGAGCUGUUCUAUGUCGGCCUCGGUCAAUUUAUUGCGGCCUUCUCACCAAACCCGCUCUUUGCAUCUCUCCUCGUUCCGACUUUCUUCACGUUCGUCCUAUCUUUCUGCGGUGUGGUCGUCCCAUACAGCGGCCUGAAUACUUUCUGGAGGUCCUGGAUGUACUGGCUCACCCCGUUCCACUACCUUCUGGAAGGCUUCCUUGGUGUCGUUGUACAUGAUGUUCCCCUCCGCUGCGUCUCCAGGGAGGAAUCCGAGUUCCGUCCCCCUUCCGGAAUGACUUGUCAGGAGUACGCUGGAUCCUACGCAAGCCAGGUGGGCGGAUACGUCCAAGAUGCAGGGAACGGUCUGUGUGCCUUUUGCCAAUACUCCGUUGGCGAUAACUUUGCUGCAAGUUUCAACGUGUUUUAUUCGCACAAGUGGCGCAACUAUGGCAUAUUCUGGGCCUAUGUGAUCUUCAACUUUAUGGCCGUGUUCUUCUUCUCGUGGCUCUAUCUCCAUGGCAUCAAGAACAUGAAGCGAGGUCUCAGCGCACGAAAAUCAGAGAAGGCUGCGAAGGAAUGAUCGGUUCAUCUCAUAUGAUUUCUCCUUACUAUAAUCUUGUUCCCCUCUCCCCUCUUAGACUGUAUGACGGUUGCACGCAACUUCAGUAUC
This is a messenger RNA of Aspergillus ibericus CBS 121593, 4649 nucleotides long. Its product is annotated as putative ABC transporter. Lineage: Eukaryota; Fungi; Ascomycota; Eurotiomycetes; Eurotiales; Aspergillaceae. The transcript has 13 exons. The record is from RefSeq and is a predicted model, not a curated record. Gene Ontology annotation, biological process: transmembrane transport. Gene Ontology annotation, molecular function: ABC-type transporter activity; ATP binding; ATP hydrolysis activity. Bases 81 to 4559 code for a protein of 1492 amino acids. Gene Ontology annotation, cellular component: membrane.